Aphis gossypii (cotton aphid) is the source of this 1644-nucleotide messenger RNA. RefSeq names its product B9 domain-containing protein 1-like. Gene Ontology annotation, biological process: cilium assembly. The record is from RefSeq and is a predicted model, not a curated record. The coding region runs from base 675 to 1256 and encodes 193 amino acids. Gene Ontology annotation, cellular component: MKS complex. The transcript is spliced from 5 exons. NCBI's taxonomy places the organism in Eukaryota, Metazoa, Arthropoda, Insecta, Hemiptera, Aphididae.
AUAAUAUUUGGUGAAAAUUUCAAGUAUUUACAGUGAUUAGUUUUUGAAUUACAACCAUAUAAAAAAAAUCGAUUUGGUCGAAAACUGGAUUUGCGUAAAAAUUUUCGUUUUUCUGUCACUUUUUUUUUGUUUUUCUGGAUUUUUAUGAAAACUGUUGGAAAAUUUUACUUUUUACCUAUAUAAUGCACCAAAGAUAUUCAAUUAGCCAUCGGAAACCACACCCCCAAAGUUUGACAUUGAAGCAUUAUUUCGACUAGUUACGCUGUACACAGAUAUAAAAACAAUAAAAAAAACACACAUUAUUGUAAAAUCAAUACAUUCAUCACUUUGUUCAGAAUCUAAAAUAUCAAUAAGUACUAAGAAAAUAUUAUAUCAUAAUGAACGCGUUCGACGUUCGAAUUUCGCGGGAAAAAGAUUAGCCUUCUUCGAAGAUCAGUUAAGUGGUUAUUCAGUUGGCCACACCUAAGAAACAUGAUGACUGAUAAGUGAUAAUCGUGAUAUCACCUUAUCAGAAAUUUAUUAUCGCCCGCCCGUUGACCGACGCUACAUUGAGUGUAAUUCAAAAUUACCUUUUUCCAAAUCUUUAAUAUUCCUAUCUUAAAAUUCGUAGUUUUGCUGUCGCAUGUUUGUUGAAAAUCUCGUGUACAAUUAAAGCUUAAAAAGAAAAUUUUAUAAUGUCGGGUAGUGAAAGUACGUCUUCUGGCGGUGUGUUUCUGGUCUCCGUCGUCGGUCAGAUCGAAAAAGGCCACUUUUCGAACUACGACAACAUGUAUUGCAAAUACGCAUUCGUCUAUGGACCUGAUUGGGAAAUCGUCACUGGCGUUGAAGAAGGCAUAUCUCAAAUCGCUCAAAAGAGCCAAGACGAAAGGCAACAGGUCGUAUGGAAUUUCCCGUUAGACGUUUCUUUCAAGAGUACCAAUCCUCACGGGUGGCCACAACUAAUUGUUAGUGUUUAUGGAUUGGACACUUUUGGAAACGAUGUUAUAAGAGGGUAUGGAGUAUGUCACUUACCAGUAGUCAAUGGACAAUCUUCUGAGGAGAUGAUUAUGUUUGUACCUGAAUCCAGUUCGACAUUACAAAAACUGACUUCGUGGUUGACUGGUAAAAGACCAGAAUAUGUGGACGCUCGGUUAUUAGCCAGGGGCGAUGGCAGAGAAGUGACUAGAGUCAGAAGUCAAGGAUGUGUUUGGAUACAAUUCAAUGUCGUGUUCAAAGACUUUCAUCAUUAUGGCUUUGAGAAUGAUAACAACAGUUAAGCAUCUGCUAUAAUUAAUGACUGUGGAAAAAAGCUCCAAUCACCGAAAAAAAUUUCAACCAAUCUUUUCAUUUGUCUCAUGGUAUAUUCAUACAAGCACUCAAGUUGUAGCCUACCAAACAAAUAAUGCGACUGAAGCAUACAAUAGUUAGUGAUUAUUGGAAAUUAAGAUUUUUAAAAAUUUUAAUUUUUGUGAUCAAAGCAAUAUUGUUUUUAAGUACUAUCAGACCAAAUCUUUGUAUUUUUUUAAUAUCGUAGGUUAUAAUAUAAAGUAAAAAGUGUGAUUAUUUAUGUAUUCAUUUGUAUACUACUAUUUUUACAAUGGUUAAUUUACACUAUAAAUUAUAAUUACGUAUAAUAUAAAUUUAUUACAUUUAUUAAUUAUUGAA